CACUCCCCCUCACUCCCCCUACAAMUGCAUCUUGUGCUGUCCUACUUCAACUAGUGAGCUGCUGAUAUAGUAUCUCAUGCUUAAAAACGAUGUCUUUUAAAGUUGUUUUCGACUUGUUACUCAUCGCUGUUCUGCUUGGAUGUCUUAUCGGUAACGUGCUUAUUGUUGGAGCCAUAGCGAAAAGUAAUCGACUCCGUGAGCGCCCAGGAACUUUCAUAGUUUGUAGUUUAGCGCUUGUAGAUGGUUUGUUUAUGCCCAUUGGAAUCGUCUAUCWCUUACUAAACACACUUUCUAUUGGAUCAGAAGCCUGUAGAUUCUUUGCUACAUAUAUCACAAUCUUGACCUAUGURUCUAUCCUGCAUCUACUAUUGUUGAGUUUGGAUCGCUUUCUSGCUAUUGUACGCCCUUUUCGCUACGAAGUGUUGGUGACGCCUUUCAGAUGCGCCUACGUUCUAGUUGGCGCUUGGUUUYUGCCUGUGUUCUCUGUCUCUAUAGUCCCGUUGUUCAUUAAAAGUUAUGGAGAAGGACGGAGUUUUCGCGGUGGUUUACUUGGAUGUCAAAGCGAUUUGAAAUCUACAAACGAUACUUCGAUUUCUUCAGCCUCAAUAUCAUCAGCCCAGCAGAAACACGUUACRAUAAACUCCGUACUGAUGGUUAUCUGUCCGUUUAUUGCAAUCAUAGGAUUAAACAGUAAAAUAGCAUUUAUUUCUUACAAACAAGCCAACAAGAAUGUCUCCGCAAUCGUCCAAUUAACAGAAACAGAAAAACAAAAAAAAGAAAAACGCAGCAUGGAAAUGAAAUGGGCGAAAACAAUAGGGAUAGUGAUUGGCGCGUUUUCUGUGACGUAUAUCCCAUUGUUUGCAUGUGUAGCGGUGGAGUCUAGGAAGGGUCAAGGGACCAUUCCACAAUACGUGUUUAAGUUCUUUGAGUUUUUGAUCUUUUUAAACAGUGCUUUAAAUGCAAUCGUUUACUCAAUACGUUGCGAGGAAUACAGAAAUACCAUUAAAAAGAUCAUUAAAACUGCAAUGUCAAGUACAUUUGCUAAUUUUGGCUCAUUGCAAGUUGGCCCAGAAGUAAGUACAAUGACGCAAAACUCUGUAUUGAAUAGCACUAGUUUAUCAAUGGACAACAACGAUCAGCUACCGGAGGGUUCCUUCAACGACUCAGUUAUAACAAUAAAUGCAACAACAUGAACAGCAGCCGUCACGACAACAAUAAGAACAUUGCCAGCUUUUAGAAAGAAGAAAACUCUUGCUUCUGUAGUUUGAUUUUUAUAAAAAAACACUUGAAACUAUAAAUAAUAAUAUAUAGACUAGU
Molecule: messenger RNA, 1317 nt
Organism: Exaiptasia diaphana
Lineage: Eukaryota; Metazoa; Cnidaria; Anthozoa; Actiniaria; Aiptasiidae
Product: adenosine receptor A2b-like
Exons: 2
Coding region: 90-1193 (367 amino acids)
Biological process (GO): G protein-coupled receptor signaling pathway
Cellular component (GO): membrane
Molecular function (GO): G protein-coupled receptor activity
Source: RefSeq, a predicted model, not a curated record